GGUGUCCUCACUUCGUCCUUCCUGCGCGGGCCAACAACACAAACUACAACCCCAGUCGGUAAUGAAGCUGAAAAUAGAGUCCUACAAUGCUGUGGCGUACUGGAAAUGGGACGUCUCGACCGAAUCACACAAGUUGUACCAUGCCGCCUCUGCCGACGGAGGAGGCAUCAUGGACGACGACGACGACGAUGAAGAGGUUUGCGGUAUCUGCCAAGCACCGUUUGAGAGUACCUGCCCUGACUGCAAGGUCCCGGGAGAUGACUGUCCUCUCAUUUGGGGUGAAUGUACCCAUGUGUUCCAUAUGCACUGUCUCCUGAAAUGGAUCGGGCAGAAGGAGGAUGAAUCACAGCAGCAAUGCCCGAUGGACAGAAGGCCUUGGGUCACUGCAGACCAAAAGCCCGAGAGACCGGCGGCUAAUGCUGAUCAGUCCCCCACCACCAAUGAGUCUACCCAUAUAUUGAAUACGAUAGAGUCGGAGGCAGAGAAGGAAGAACGACCUCUCAAUGAGUCUAUAGGAGAGGGAAUUGAUAAUGACAGUAUGGACGUAGAGUAGAUACUGUGGACGCGGAUUCAAGAACAUUUGUGAAUUGUUGUCAUAGUAUGAACGAUGUAUUUUUAAGCGUUAUCCCCUGGGUCUCGUUCUC
Molecule: messenger RNA, 644 nt
Organism: Cryptococcus amylolentus CBS 6039
Lineage: Eukaryota; Fungi; Basidiomycota; Tremellomycetes; Tremellales; Cryptococcaceae
Exons: 3
Coding region: 62-553 (163 amino acids)
Biological process (GO): protein ubiquitination; anaphase-promoting complex-dependent catabolic process; positive regulation of mitotic metaphase/anaphase transition
Cellular component (GO): anaphase-promoting complex; nucleus
Molecular function (GO): zinc ion binding; ubiquitin protein ligase activity; cullin family protein binding
Source: RefSeq, a predicted model, not a curated record